AUGUCUCUUUUGAACACCAUCCCCGCCGAGUCCUAUGUGGGCACCAUUGAUGGUAUCAGUGUCGUUUGGGGCCCAAACGCAAUUGCCAACCUACCUACAAACGCUGAAGCCUACAAGGUGGAAUUAAAUGCAUUGAAGAGUGCCACUGAGAAAGUAGCUGUCGCAUGUGCUCGAAGGAUAGGGAAAACCUCUGUCCGCAUCUUGUAUGAGACGAUAUCCAAUCCCGGGCUUUGA
Penicillium canescens is the source of this 234-nucleotide messenger RNA. RefSeq lists its product as uncharacterized. The coding region runs from base 1 to 234 and encodes 77 amino acids. The transcript has a single exon. Lineage: Eukaryota; Fungi; Ascomycota; Eurotiomycetes; Eurotiales; Aspergillaceae. The record is from RefSeq and is a predicted model, not a curated record.